Coregonus sp. 'balchen' is the source of this 10876-nucleotide messenger RNA. The record is from the annotation of a GenBank genome assembly. Lineage: Eukaryota; Metazoa; Chordata; Actinopteri; Salmoniformes; Salmonidae.
GACAGACAGACAGACAGACAGAGGCAUGUCCACCCAACCGGGUCCCCAGCACAGGGUCUUGUUCCAAACCCCGGGUGAGGAGAAGGUGGAAGAGGAGCCUCCUCAACGCAGACUGGGAAAACUCACGGUCAAGUACAACCGCAAGGACCUGCAACGGAGGCUGGACAUCGAGGAGUGGAUCGACGGGCAGCUGCAUCUCCUGUUUGACUGCGAGGUAACUUUCAGCUAUCUUCCGAUCUAGGGUCAGCUCCUUUUACACCGGUGAUGAUCUUUACCAUUGUGGUGUAAUGUAUCAAAGCUAGUCCUGGACCAGUAUCUUAUAAGGGCAUGAUGUAAAUAUAAUGGUGAAGUAAGCAAGCUUAAGUUUAGACAAGGGAGUUCCCAUAGCGACAGUCGCCUGGCAGAGAAGGGGAGAAACGGAGUGGAGGAGAGGUGAGGGAAGAGGGGAGAGCGCUCCCUCGUUUCUACUGUGAAUAAUUCCCACUGAAAGGAUAGAGAGGAAGAGAUAGAGGAUGAUGUAUAGAAAGAGAGGGAGAUGACUAAAGAGACUUUACUGGAGAGAGCAUUUGGUUAUGUGUGUUUACCUGGCAUUCACAGUUGUCCUAUCCGCUGGUCCGGGGUCAGAUACGCUGGUCCAGGGUUAUCUUCCUAAUAGUCAAGGUUAGGAAUUGUGUUGUGUAAUCUGAUUUUAGAUCUGUGGUUAGGGGGGCAACUUGAGCUGCUCAGUUACUGUACAGUUACUGUAGUGCAGAUGACUAGUGGGUCAAAUCUGAAGUAACUAAAGUUAAAUUAGAUCCUAUUUUGAUUACUCAGACAUGGUUAUGACAUUUAAAGCAAUUCAGAAUGUGUAUUGCCCCAUUAGUUGGUCCUGUUUUGUCUCUAACAUUGGCUAAAUGCGCAUUAUGGCUUUAUGGGUCAUUCAUUCAUUCAUUCUCUGUGGCCACCUGUGUUUAGUACAGUAAUGUCCAAUUUUAUCCACAAGGAGCCCUGUGUGGGUUCAGGCAAUCACAGUCUUCAAUCAAGACUAGUUGAGAUAUCAGCUGUCUUACUGCUUGGACUGGAGUAAAAGCCUGCACUUUCACAGUUCAGUACUUCGAUUAUUUCAUGCUGUGACAGGAUCUAGCUAUCUUGGUAUAUUUCUCUGUUGGUUUCCAGACCAGACAAACUGAAUUGGGAACCUGGGUGAGGCUGGCUAAGGGCUUUAUUGACUCAAAUGAUUAGUCCCGGAACCAGAGGGAGCUCGGUCCAAUUAUAUCCUCAGCUGUGGCAAUUUGAUUACCGGGCCCCUAGGAAACGCAAUGGAAACGACCAUUUGGGCUCCAGUUUUGGCUCCUUGUCAGUGUACCGUAUAACUUUUGUUUUGGGAGGUAAACGAUAGAUAGAAGAUAGACAGACGAUAGAUAGAUAGAUAGAUAGAUAGAUAGAUAGAUAGAUAGAUAGAUAGAUAGAUAGAUAGAUAGAUGCGAUUUAAAAAAAGUCUAAAAUCACAUGUAAGUGAAGUACUGUAGGUAAGGUUCUCUAAAAUUCUAAUAUUUCUACUUUGCCCUCCUGGAGGACAUUGUCAGGAAAGAUGUAUUUUCUCACAUGACCUUGGGACACAGUUGGCCCGUAGCCAGUGAAGCCCAUAUGGAAGUAAAUAACUGGUGGCAAAAGACCCCAGUGUUUGAGGGAGAAAAGGGCCCAGUCAGGGUUCAACCACGGCCUCAUGUCACAGGCAGCGUGGGUGACAAUAGAGUCGGUAUGCUGGCCCCCAUCCAAUGUCCCCUUUGUCCCCAUUGUAAGAAAGUCCAUAAUAACAGUUAGCCUGAAGCAAUGCACUGUAUAGUACAAACAUAUUUUUAAAAGAUGAAUGAAAUACAAUGGAUAUGCAUCUUUAGUACUAACACCAUGUCCAGUAGCUCUGAUUGAAAGAUAAAAGUUGAUUAUUAAAACUCAAGCUGCUUAGUGUAAUGCCUCACAUUUGUAUGGGUAGAGAAGUACAGUGAACUGGCCUGAGAAACCACCAACAGCUUAUUAUCAUAUUCCCUCAAAAGAAUAUUGUUAAUUUUCUAGAAAGUUUUCUAGAUAUUUCGUCCCUGGUAGGCACUCAUUGUUGUCUCUGAAUAGUUGUUUCUUUGUUCCUAUAUGAAUGGAAAUACCAAAGUAGUGUACAACAGACUGUUGUGGGUUCUAAUCAAGACAAAGCCAUUUAAUCUUCACAUUCUCCAGGAUGACCUUGCCAGAUCAGAGGGAUUGGACCCUCAUUGCAUUCAUGAUCAAUUAUCAGAUAGCAUAAUGAUUUUCCAAGACACUGAGGUUAGAAAUAGUUCGUACAUGAUUGAGAAAAGGGUGGAAAGAUCAAGACAAUAAUAAUCUACUUUUUACUCAUAUAGUAAAUACUGUAGCAUUUUCCCAAGUAGCAGUCUGUAUGUGUGUUCUAUUUGAUUUAUGCCAGGGGAAAGAAAGUAGGAAUGGAGUAAAGGAGCUUGCCAAGCGAUACAAGGAAAGUCUGAAGUGGUUUGCUAUUGGGGAAAAAACUAAAGUAAUCUGGACUUUAUUAAUACUCACAAAACUAAGAGGAAACCAUUUUAGAAGCAGAAACAAAGCCAUUACCCUAUGUUAUGCCACAAAGGUGGUUUAAGCUUCCAAUAACACACAGGUUAGAGGUCACAUUCUUUUUUGUGUGUGGGAUUCAUUCCAAGAAACAAAAUGGCUGACUUAUUGACUUCCCCCUGCAGAGAAAAUUCUCUCCGCAUGCUACGGCAGGUAAGCGAUUACCUCCAUCAGUUAGCAUACCAAGAUUUAACAUGUUUGCCCACAGUGUAGAUAAAGGCACUGAACGUUUCUUGCUCAAAGAUUCUUGACUUGAUUAAUAUUCUGGGGAUCAGAUUAAUUUCUCAGCUAUUUGUGCUUAAACCUCCUCUUAGCUUCACGCGGUGAAUGACAUUGGUUUCCCAAUACCUACACUAACUUUACCCCUAAAUUAUAGAACCUGAGCUUUAAUGGUUUAGUAAUGGUUGGUUUCAGAUGAUAGAGUACUGAUAAUGAGAGUAUGGUGUUGAAUGCAGGCAGGGAUGGUACAUACAUGCCACACAAACACAAUCUAUGAAACUAGUUCUAGCUGCAGUUAAAUUCCACAGGGUUUUGUAAUACAAUGUGUGUUUUAAAGAGAAAAAUUGCAAAAAAGAUGUCAAGCUACCGAUAAGGUCUACCCUUGGAACCACACGUGAAUUAAGGAAAACCUUAAAUAAUUCAACACAUGACCCUAGGGGCGUUGACGUUAAAUAACUACCCUCAUAGACGUCUGUGUCGAAAUACCCCACAGCGUAACCUUAAGCAUCAGCUGCCAAAUUACCUUGAUUGGAACCCCUGUACUUUAACUAUAAAGCGAUGUCUGUGUGGAUUUGAAUAGAGUUUAAUGGACAGCUACAGAUGUAGGAUCUUAAUUUGAUCAACCUUUUGUUGCUGAGAAUUUUCGUGCAAAGCAGGACAUGCAAACUUGUAGUGUAUUUGAGUUUUAAAAUGGCUUCUAACGAUUGUAAUUUUCACUUUGAAAUUUGACUUGAUUUGCCCUAAUUAAAAAUGUAUCAACCGCUACAAAAAUGUCCAUAAAUUAUAAUCCACAUAAUAAUUCACAUUUCCUGUUGCUGCAAGAUUAUUUUCCUGCUGUAACAAACUGGCUCAAAUUAUGAUCCUACAUCUGAAGUUUACCACAGGAGGGGUGAACAUAACUUUAAAGCUCCAAGGUUAUACAAAUAUAAAACAUUAGCUAAUGUAUUGCAUUUAAGGGAUGAUGGCCCAUUAGCUCGCAGGGCUAGCCUUAUCUAGCAUUAUAGCCUAAUGAUCUUCCUUGUCCUCGCUUUACGAUCAUUACUUCUAAGAGUCUGACUGUGCUGACAAGCUUGCUCUGGCUUUCCAGAGUUGUGAUGCUAAUGGGCUGUCUAGUAGAUUUAUAUGAGCCACAGCCAGACUGGAUCAGAGGGACUACAUUUAGUUACAGUUCCAAGGGGACAAAAAGUACAUCAAAUCAAAUCUUAUUUGUCACAUGCGGUGUAGACCUUACUGUGAAACGCUUACUUACAAGCCCAUAACCAACAAUGCAGAGGUUUUUUUUUAAGUAAGAAAAUAUUUGCACAAAAAAAGAAAAAUAGAAUAAACUAAUGUUUAAAAAAAAAACAGUUACACAAUAAAAUAACACUAACGAGGCUAUAUACAGGGGGUACCGAUACCGAGGCAAUGUGCAGGGGUGCAGGUUAGUCCAGGUAAUUGAGGUAAAAUGUACAGUGAAUUCGGAAAGUAUUCAGACCCCUUCCCUUUUUCCACAUUUUGUUACAUUACAGCCUUAUUCUAAUAUGGAUUAAAUAAAAAUCCUCAUCAAUCUACACACAAUACCCCAUAAUGACAAAGCAAAAACAGGUUUUAUACAUUUUUGCAAAUUUAUUAAAAAUGAAAAACAGAUACCUUAUUUACAUUCAGUAUUCAGACCCUCUGCUAUGAGACUCGAAAUUGAGCUCAGGUGCAUCCUGUUUCCAUUGAUCAUCCUUGAGAUGUUUCUACAACUUGAUUGGAGUCCACCUGUGGUAAAUUCAAUUGAUUGGACAUGAUUUGGAAAGGCACACGCCUGUCUAUAUAAGGUCCCACAGUUGACAGUGCAUGUCAGAGCAAAAACCAAGCUCCGAGACAGGAUUAUGUCGAGGCCCAGAUCUGGGGAAGGGUGCCAAAAAAUGUCUGCAGCAUUGAAGGUCACCAAGAACACAGUGGCCUCCAUCAUUCUUAAAUGGAAUAUGUUUAGAACCACCAAGACUCUUCCUAGAGCUGGCCUCCCGGCCAAACUGAGCAAUCGGGUGAGAAGGGCCUUGGUCAGGGAGGUGACAAAGAACCCGAUGGUCACUUUGACAGAGCUCCAGAGUUCCUCUGUGGAGAUGGGAGAACCUUCCAGAAGGACAACCAUCUCUGCAGCACUCCACCACUCAGGCCUUAAUGGUAGAGUGGCCAGACGGAAGCCACUCCUCAGAGCACAUGACAGCCCACUUGGAGUUUGCCAAGAGGCACCUAAAGGACUCACAGACCAUGAGAAACAAGAUUCUCUGGUCUGAUGAAACCAAGACUGAACUCUUUGGCCUGAAUGCCAAGCGUCACGUCUGGAGGAAGCCUGGCAUCAUCCCUACGAUGAAGCAAGGUGGUGGCAGAAUCAUGCUGUGGGGAUGUUUUUCAGCAGCAGGUACUGGGAGACUAGUCAGGAUUGAGGGAAAGAUGAACGGAGCAAAGUACAGAGAGAUCCUUGAUGAAAACCUGCUCCAGAGAGCUCAGGACCUCAGACUGGGGUGAAGGUUCACCUUCCAACAGGACAACGACCCUAAGCACACAGCCAAGUCAACGCAGGAGUGGCUUCGGGACAAGUCUCCGAAUGUCCUUGAGUGGCCCAGCCAGAGCCCGGACUUGAACCCGGUCGAAUAUCUCUGGAGAGACCUGAAAAUAGCUGUGCAGCAACGCUCCCCAUCCAACCUGACAGAGCAUGAGAGGAUCUGAAGAGAAGAAUGGAGAAACUGCCCAAAUAAAGGUGUGCCAAACUUGUAGCGUCAUACCCAAGAAGACUCGAGGCUGUAAUCGCUGCCAAAGGUGCUUCAACAAAGUACUGAGUAAAGGGUCUGAAUACUUAUGUAAAUGUCAUGUUUCAGUUUUUUGAUUUAUUUUUAUGAAUGUGCAAAAAUGUCUAAAAACCUGUUUUUGCUUUGUCAUUAUGGGGUACUGUGUGUAGAUUUCAAUUUUAGAAUAAGGCUGUAACGUAACAAUGUGGAAAAAGUCAAGGGGUCUGAAUACUUUUCGAAUGCACUGUAGGUAGGGGUAAAGUGACUAUGCAUAGAUAAUAAACAGCGAGUAGCAGCAGCGUAAAAAAAGGGGUCAAUGCAAAUAGUCCGGGUAGCCAUUUGACUGUUCAGCAGUCUUAUGGUUAGGGGGUAGAAGCUGUUAAGAAGCCUUUUGGACCUAGACUUGGCGCUCCGGUACCGCUUGCCGUGCGGUAGCAGAGAGAACAGUCUAUGACUAGGGUGGCUGGAGUCUUUGACAAUUUUUAGGCCCUUCCUCUGACACCGCCUGGUAUAGAGGUCCUGGAAGGCAGGAAGCUUGGCCCCAUGAUGGCCCCUACCCUCUGUAGCGUACUACCCUCAUUGGUCUAUAACUAUAUCUGUUUUGAUUGGGCAGAAUAUGCAUUUGCUCCUUGAUGCCUUCUCAGUAAGUGGACCUAACUAAGAGAAAAAAUAAAGGAAGUUAAAGUUGAUAAAAAUCUCACUACAAUAAGCUAGAACGUCUUUUGGAGGCAUCCCUGUUUUAUCUCAACCUAACAGAAAACAAACAAGGGAAGGCUUAACAUCCUUCUUUCCCACAACUUCCUGUUCCAGAAUGGUACAAAAAAAAAACCUUAAUGCAGGAGAUGACAACUGUAGAUUAAGAGGUUCAUAAUUAGCCUGUUUUGUCAGUUAUUAUGCAAAAUAAGUUGCAAAGUCAUUUUGAGGUUUGAAAAAUUUAUACGCUGUACUCUUGGUUGUGGUUCUCGAAAACCAUUUCAGGGCCCAACCCAUAUUCUCCAUUAUCCUCAUUACUGCUGUUGAAAAGCAACAUCUCAGCACAAAUUAUCUUCACGCAUUAAUAAGAUGAAAAAUUCUGCAGCGUCGAAUAAGAACCUGUUUGUCUUUCCGUAAGUGUACAGGGAACAUUAGGUGCACUUGCGUUUUAGGUGCACUUGCAUUAGGUGCACUCAUUCAUAAUGUCAACAGUCACUUCCCAUCUUCUACUGUCGGGAUUGGCAGCCAUUUUGGCUCAUUAGAGGAAUUGUAGGUACAAUAAGGAACAUAUUUAAUAGUAUAGGCCAACAUACUCAUGAAAUAAUCAUUGAAACCUAAGGGUCAUUUCUAUGGAAGUUAAUUUGCAAGGGAAAGUGUUCUCUGGGUAAAUCUUCAGAUCUUAUGAUCUAUUAGCCCUCUUUAAUCUUCAGAUCUUAUGAUCUAUUAGCCAUCUUUAAUCUUCAGAUCUUAUGAUCUAUUAGCCCUCUUUAUGCCUAAACGUCUUCCUGGAGAUCUACCAUCCCCAUUUUGUCAGGAGAAGUUUGCGAUAGUUUAUGUUAAAAUGGAAGAACAGUGGGAAUAGGAAUUGUAGAGUUAUAGGUGCACAAUAUAUAUUCUCUUUUUUUUGUGGUUGUUUACUUUUAAAGUAUGUCAUUGGCUCUUUGAUAGCUGUGGCUGCAUGAUUAGUGGGACAACUGUGGUCCACCAAAGCCCAGUGUACGCCAUGGAAUGUUGGGCUUGUUGGCCGUCAACACAAAAGACUAAGUGUCUGAACUAAUAUCUGUGCGUGACUGUGUUGGUCACAAAAAUGCUUUCACUUCCUAUCAACAUGGAAAUCUACUGCCAAAAGUUUUAAUAUUAUUUUUUAAAUCAGAAUUUACUUUGUUCAUUUCACAGUGAUCAUUGUGUGUGUAUUCAUCCAUCAACAAUCAGGUUAAUGAAAAUUGUUGAGUGAGAAUGCAAAGGAUGCCCUUCCUCAGAAGAAAUACAGUAGUCUACUGUUGCCAGAGAGGACAUUCAGACUCAGAGUAGCCUUUUGUCAUUGGUUAAAUGUAUUAUUAGUGUAAAUGGAGAGUUAUCUUGCUGACAUUUGGGUUCUUGUUUUAUUCUAGUUUUCUUUUGUUUGUGUUUUACCCUUUUUCAGGAGGAGGAUAUUCCGGAGUUAGAAAUUGACAUCGAUGAGUUGCUGGAUAUAUCAGACGCAGAACAGAGAUCAAAGCUACAUGUGAGUGCAAAAUCCUUGGUCUGUUCAGACCUGGGUUCAAAUACUAUUCAUCUUCCUGCAAAUACUGUAGCUGUGCUUGAUUGAAUUUGUCUGGCAAUGGAACAGUCCCCAAAGUGCAAAACUAAGCCCAUCUGUCACUGACAGGUUCAACCAAACGCUCAAACUAUUUGAACAAGAACUAAAACUAUUUGAACCCUGUUCUAAAUCUGUCAAAAACACCUUAUGUUGUUUGAAUAAAGAGUCAGAGUGACAGAGUUCAUGGUUUCCCAACUCUAUUUCUACAGGACCUUCUUCAAGAGUGUGGCAAGCCCAAAGAGGUAAGGAAGCACUAAACAAAUUGCAUUGACAGUCCAAUGAUACAGGCAAUCUUUUUAAAGGGAGGCAGAUAGCCUCGAGGUUAGAGAGUUGGACCAGUAACCCAAAGGUUGGUGGUUUGAAUUCCGGAGCCGACAAGGUGAAAAAUCUGUCGCUGUGCCCUUGAGCAAGGCACUUAUCCCCAACUGCUCCAGCGGUGCUGGACAACGGUGAUACUGGCUGUGACCCCACUCCCUGCGGGUGUCUCAGGGGGAGUUACGAUAUGCAAGAAACACAUUUCCAUUACACACUGACACUUGUACAAGUGUGUAACAGGACAUAAACUCAGCAAAAAAAGAAACAUCCCUUUUUCAGGACCCUGUCUUUCAAAGGUAAUUUGUAAAAAUCAAAAUAACUUCACAGAUCUUCAUUGUAAAGGGUUUAAACACUGUUCUCAUGCUUGUUCAAUGAACCAUAAACAAUUAAGGAACAUGCACCUGUGGAACGGUCGUUAAGACACUAACAGCUUACAGACGGUAGGCAAAUAAGGUCACAGUUAUGAAAACUUAGGACACUAUGUCUUUCUACUGACUCUGAAAAACACCAAAAGAAAGAUGCCCAGGGUCCCUGCUCAUCUGCGUGAACGUGCCUUAGGCAUGCUGCAAGGAGGCAUGAGGACUGCAGAUGUGGCCAGGGCAAUAAAUUGCAAUGUCCGUACUGUGAGAUGCCUAAGACAGCGCUACAGGGAGACAGGACUGACAGCUGAUCGUCCUCGCAGUGGCAGACCACGUGUAACAACACCUGUACAGGAUCGGUACAUCCAAACAUCACACCUGCGGGACAGGUACAGGAUGGCAGCAACAUUUACAUUGUAGUCAUUUAGCAGACGCUCUUACCCAGAGCGACUUACAGUUAGUGAGUGCAUACAUUUUCAUACUGGCCCCCCGUGGGAAACAAACCCGCAACCCUGGCGUUGCAAGCGCCAUGCUCUACCAACUGAGCUACAGUUACACCAGGAACCACAAUCCCUCCAUCAGUGCUCAGACUGUCCACAAUAGGCUGAGAGAGGCUGGACUGAGGGCUUGUAGGCCUGUUGUAAGGCAGGUCCUCACCAGACAUCACCGGCAACAACGUCACCUAUGGCCACAAACCCACCAUCGCUGGACCAGACAGGACUUGCAAAAAGUGCUCUUCACUGACGAGUCGCGGUUUUGCCUCACCAGGGGUGAUGGUCGGAUUCACGUUUAUCGUCGAAGGAAUUAGCAUUACACUGAGGCCUGUACUCUGGAGCGGGAUCGAUUUGGAGGUGGAGGGUCAGUCAUGGUCUGGGGCGGUGUGUCACAGCAUCAUCGGACUGAGCUUGUUGUCAUUGCAGGCAAUCUCAAUGCUGUGCGUUACAGGGAAGACAUCCUCCUCCCUCAUGUGGUAUCCUUCCUGCAGGCUCAUCCUGACAUGACCAUGACAAUGCCACCAGCCAUACAGCUCGUUCUGUGCGUGAUUUCCUGCAAGACAGGAAUGUCAGUGUUCUGCCAUGGCCAGCGAAGAGCCCGGAUCUCAAUCCCAUUGAGCACAUCUGGGACCUGUUGGAUCGGAGGGUGAGGGCUAGGGCCAUUCCCCCCAGAAAUGUCAGGAAAUUUGCAGGUGCAUUGGUGGAAGAGUGGGGUAACAUCUCACAGCAAGAACUGGCAAAUCUGGUGCAGUCCUUGAGGAGGAGAUGCACUGCAGUACUUAAUGCAGCUGGUGGCCACACCAGAUACUGACUGUUAAUUUUGAUUUUGACCCCCCCUUUGUUCAGGGACACAUUAUUCAAUUUAUGUUAGUCACAUGUCUGUGGAACUUGUUCAGAUUAUUUCUCAGUUGUUGAAUCUUAUUAUGUUCAUACAAAUAUUUACACAUGUUAAGUUUGCUGAAAAUAAAUGCAGUUGACAGUGAGAUUGAUUAUUAUCUUGUGAAUACCGGUAAAAAACAGUGAAUCUUCUGUUGACCCAUGCAUGACUACUACCUGUUUACCUGGGCCCUCAUACACCUGACCCCACCACCUGACCCCACCACACGACCCCUAACCCGAGUGAGACUGCUCUCUAGUGGUGAGAAGUGACAGCCCAAAACAACCACAACUAGACAAACAUACACCCUAUCAAAAUGGCUCUUACAACCACAACAUGUGAGAUAUACUUCCACUAAGUUUCCAUAAACACACCUAAAACUUGAGGGUUACUGUGUUGUGCAUGCAUGUAUUGACUGUUUAACCUGUACACAGUAUAACCACCUCUCACUCACUAAUUUCUCUACUGUUCCCUGACAGGACUUCAUUGACGGCUUGCUGUAUCGGAUGAAGGGACUUCGCAAGAUGUCACUGAAAAAAUGAACAAAGUUGGAGUGGAGACCAUCUGAAAUGAGACACCAUCCUCUCUCACCUGUAGCUGUGGAUGUGUGAACAGUGACAGUCCUCAUGUAUCUAGAUAUAUCCUUAUGUAUCCACAAUCUGCAGUAUCAGUGUCUAUAUUAGUGGUUGGCAGCCCUAGACAAAGAGGGUCCUUGUUGGGCAGGUUACACCCUUAACAGUCAAUGGUGUUACUACAUCAGGGGCCCCCAUGGCAAUAUUUAAUCAUAUAUGGCACGAUGGCAGAUGGAUGGUGGAUCCAUCCACCAAUGGACGACCGGUACAGACAGGACUACUUAUCACAUACUUUAAUGCAGGGUUGACUGGGCCCAGAAAUUGGCCCAGGCAUUUCUAUUACACUGCCCAUUUUUUCCCUUUGAGGUCCUCACACGGCCCAAUUUUUUCCUAGAACCCCCAUUAUUAGCCAAAUAACGA